Messenger RNA from Ahaetulla prasina, 3616 nucleotides. RefSeq names its product TNF alpha induced protein 8 like 3 (gene TNFAIP8L3). The transcript has 2 exons. Bases 239 to 853 code for a protein of 204 amino acids. The record is from RefSeq and is a predicted model, not a curated record. Gene Ontology annotation, biological process: regulation of apoptotic process. Gene Ontology annotation, cellular component: cytoplasm. Lineage: Eukaryota; Metazoa; Chordata; Lepidosauria; Squamata; Colubridae.
GCGACAGGCGCUUUUUUGGCGGAGAGAGGAGCGGGCUGGACCUCUCGCCGUGGCUGCUGCUGCUACUGCAUGCGCUGGAAGCGACCCGGUGCGUGGCUGGAUCGUCUCUCCUCGCUCUCUCGGGACUCCGCGGUCCUGCAAGCGGCCGGGCGGCGCGGAGGGCUUGGAGCUCCUGCCAAGGGGCUGCGCUGCCAGCUCCACUCGGUGCCCUGCACCGGAGGCUCCCCCCCUGCACGCCAUGGACUCGGAUUCCGGGGAGCUGAGCGACGGGGACCUGGUCUCCGCCGCGGGUCCUGAUCACUUUAGUUCCAAGAGUCUUGCUUUACAAGCCCAGAAGAAGAUUUUGAGCAAGAUGGCGAGCAAGACGAUGGCCAACAUGCUCAUCGACGACACCAGCAGCGAAAUCUUCGACGAGUUGUACAAAGUGACCAUAGAGCACGUGAAAAACAAGAAAGAAGCCCACAAGAUUAUGAAAGACUUGAUCAAAGUCGCCAUCAAGAUCGGGAUUCUCUACCGAAACAACCAGUUCAACGCGGACGAGAUGGAGAUCGUUGAGAAAUUACGCAAGAAGCUGAAUCAGGCGGCCAUGACCUUGGUGAGUUUUUACGAAGUGGAGUUCACCUUUGACAAGAACGUUCUUUCGGGACUGUUGAAUGAGUGCAAAGACCUCGUCCAUGAACUUGUAGAACGGCACCUGACAGCCAGGUCUCAUGCACGGAUCAACCACGUCUUUGAUCACUUCGCCGCUGUUGAAUUCCUCACUGCUCUCUACAGCCUAGAUGGAGAAUGCCGUCCACAUCUCAAAAAAAUAUGCGAUGGGAUCAACAAACUACUUGAUGAGAAGGUCCUCUGAAACUCGGCUUUCCAAGACUUUUAAAGAACAGAUCAAAUUAAGAGAUGCAAACAGAGUUGAGAAAGGAAUACAAGAGCCUGCUGCUUUUUUUUAUAAUCCCCCCCCCCCGACAAAAUAUCUUAGUAACAAAAUACAUUUAUUCUGGAACAUGUUCACAUUCCGCUUGUAAGGAAGCGAGAUGUACUUCACCCCACAAAUAAAAAGAAACAUUUUCGCACAGAGAACGGUUUACAAUGCAAAAGGAAUUGUGCGAAUUGGAAUUCAGCGCUACAAAAUAAACGAUCCACUUCGGAGAGCAAAUAAAAUGGCCCACCUUUUCAUUGCAGAAGAAAAACUUUUAAAAUGGAAAGAGCGAGUGCCAAGCUUCGUUUUAAAAGAAAAACCACACGAUCCAUACUGAAAAAAUGAGGAAGAACUCUUAAGUGCAAGAAAACCCAAAGCACACGAACAAGGUUGCUUUUAAAGGGCAUAGUGUUUCCACUGAAAAUAAUGGAAAAAUUGGCACGAUUCUCUUAAUGAAGGAUAAUCUCAAGACUCUAAAAAAGAGGAGCGAUUAAAGAAAGUUCAUUCCGUAAAGUCCUCACGCGUUGCUGCAGUCAGUACCAAAGCGAACGAAAUUCGCUUCUAGAGCAGAGAAAGUUUGAAACGGACACAGGCCCUUUCGGAGAGAUCUUUUCAUGCUCAGCUGCAACAAGGGAUGUUCUGAAAUUGAGCAGACAUUCCAGGUACGGGAGACCUCCUUGCAGCCUUCCAUCAUCCCCUCAGUGUUCCAUCAGAAGGACUGCUCGCUUGGAGAGUCACCGGAGAAGAACGGACAACUGAUGAGUGAUAGACACCUUGGGUGGGAUACAGGAGAAUGUAAGGGAGGCCAGAGAGAAGAACAGCAGAUGGCCUUCUGCUGAAAGAAAUGGGCCAAGCCAAACUACAUCCACGCUGUACCAAAAAUAUACUUGGUAAUGCCCAUGUUGACCCAAGGUACCAACACGAGGAUUAUUUUUUUUUACCAUCUCCUUGGAGAUAUACUGUAUUUUUGGGACUAUAAGACACACCUGAAUUUAGAAGAGGAAAACAACAACAACAACAAAGUUUUUAACCUAUCUUUUUUCGGCCCUUUUCCAGUCCUUUUUCCGGCCUGUUUCGGGGGUGGGAGUUGGCCCAUUUUCAAGGCUUUUUUCAACCCGUUUUCAAGGCUUUUUUUGGCCCAUUUUUGAGGCUUUUUACAGGCCAUUUUGGGGGCUUUUUUUGCCCAUUUUUGAGGCUUUUCUCGGCCUGUUUUCAGGGAUUCUUUGGGCCCAUUUUCAAGGCUUUUGUGGGGCUGUUUUUUUUGGAAAAAAUGGGCCAGAAGAAGCCUCAAAAAUGUGCUGAAAAAAGCCUCAAAAAUGGGCCAAAAAGCCUCAAAAAUGGCUGAAAAAAGCCCCCAAAAUGGUCCCAAAAAAGGCUGAAAAAAGGCCCAAAAACAGGACGUGCAGAGCCCAAAAAACAGCCAGCGGGUGGGCAGGGCUUCGGCAAUAUUCGGUCUAUAAGACACACAGACAUUUUCACCCCCUUUUGGGAGACAAAAAAGUGCAUCUUAUAGUCCGAAAAAAAGGCUGGUUGCUUAAGUUUGCCCAUUUUUUAUAACCUUCCCCCUCCCCAAAAGUGUUAUCAUUCUGGUCUGAAAGGCUUAUGUGAUUCACAAUUUCCGUUCAGGAAGCUGACACAAGUAUAUAGCAAAAUGUUUAGACAAGAGCUGAUAGCUAAUUAUUUCACAGCAUCAAAAGAACAGCCAUCCCUUGUUAGAUAGGACAACAUACCUAAUCUUGCUGACGACUCCCAAAGUCAAUCUAUUAAAGCUCAGCGAGUGGGUGCACAAAAAUACGUUUCUAGCGAAAGAAAAUGCAACAGAGAAUCUGCAGAGUAGCCAUGGCGCGUUAAGCCGAGAUGGCCAUGCCACAGGCAAGAGACGAUACAAUAUUUGCUUGCUUUCAGGUAAAUACUUGUAAUUGCAUGAAAGCAGGUGUGAAUAUUUUAAUUGCAUGAAGUGCAAGUUCGUACAAUUUCAUUAUUCACGACAGCGAAUACUGUAAUUGCAUGAAAGCAGUCCUAUUUUAACUGCUUCAUCUUACAGAAAGUGACUUUUAACAGGAGCUAAAUCAGGUUCUUGGCAAACCAUGUUUUUGCAUAAUGCUUGCUUAAUCGUCUGUGCCAAUGUAGCCAUUUAGACACACACACACACACACACACACACACCCAUAGGACAAAAAGAUGGCUCAAAGCACAACUUAAGAAACCGGAUUGAAAACGGGGUCUAAUUCUGCCACCUUUCAGUGUUUGUCUUUAUCAAAUGGAAAAUUAGCAUCAAAUCUUUUUUUGAAUGUACAAGCAACUUCUCUGGAAGCUUGCGCAGUUAUCCAUAUCUACUAAAUGUUGAGCAAAACUCUUUUUUAAGUUACUCACUGUGGCCAGACUCAUCCAAUUACUUUCAGCCAGGCAGGCGUGUUACCUCUUGCACAUAUUGGUGUUCAGACUUGGGACUAUUUUUUUAAGGAGUCAAAUGUCUUGCCAUUUAUAUUUAUAUGAGACUUGGGUAGCCUUAAACAUACGCAGGAGUAUUUAUGUAUUUCCCAGACUGGUUCUACGCUGUAUGUUCAAUGUGUUUACUUUUAUAUUGGGGUGGGGUUACCAUGUAAAACCAUUGGUUCCACACUAUCUAUGGUGUUCCAGUCAGACAUAAUGUUUCCUUACCAUAAAUUAUACAUUAAAUGAUUUGUGAUGAAAAGGUUU